Tarenaya hassleriana is the source of this 987-nucleotide messenger RNA. RefSeq names its product expansin-A6. NCBI's taxonomy places the organism in Eukaryota, Viridiplantae, Streptophyta, Magnoliopsida, Brassicales, Cleomaceae. Bases 1 to 780 code for a protein of 259 amino acids. Gene Ontology annotation, biological process: plant-type cell wall organization. The record is from RefSeq and is a predicted model, not a curated record. The transcript is spliced from 3 exons. Gene Ontology annotation, cellular component: extracellular region.
AUGGCGAUGAUUAGUUUGGUCUUUGUUCUCACCAUUCUCGUGAGUUUGACACUAAUGUCUGAAGCAAGAAUUCCAGGUGUGUACGGAGGAGGAGCUUGGCAAAAUGCUCAUGCCACUUUCUAUGGAGGUUCUGAUGCUUCAGGAACUAUGGGGGGUGCUUGCGGGUACGGAAACCUUUACAGCCAAGGGUAUGGCGUUAACACAGCGGCGUUGAGCACGGCUCUGUUCAACAAUGGAUUCCGAUGCGGAGCAUGUUUCGAGAUCAAAUGCGCAAGCGAUCCAAAGUGGUGCCACUCUGGCAGUCCUUCCAUCUUCAUCACCGCCACCAACUUCUGUCCUCCAAACUAUGCUCUUCCCAGCGACAAUGGCGGUUGGUGCAAUCCUCCGAGGCCUCACUUCGAUCUCGCCAUGCCCAUGUUCCUCAAAAUCGCCGAGUACCGCGCCGGAAUUGUCCCCGUCGCUUACCGCCGAGUGCCAUGCCGGAAAAGAGGAGGGAUACGCUUCACGAUAAACGGAUUCCGUUACUUCAACUUGGUGUUGGUAACGAACGUGGCGGGAGCAGGAGACGUGGUGAGGGUGAGCGUGAAAGGGUCACGGACAGGGUGGAUGAGCAUGAGCAGGAACUGGGGGCAAAAUUGGCAAUCUAACUCCGUUUUGGUUGGUCAGUCACUCUCCUUCCGCGUCACAGGCAGUGACCGUAGAUCCUCCACAUCCUGGAACAUCGCCCCCUCUCAUUGGCAGUUCGGUCAGACCUUCGUCGGCAAGAACUUCAGGGUCUAACCCUUCAGGGGCAUUAUCGUCAAAAUGUAAAAAUUAUAAAAAAAAACCCUUUGUUAUGAUAGGUAUAAUCUCCUAUUCUACUAUCUACUAAUCUCUGUUUAGCAGUAUUAAAAUGUUAUCAUGCCAAAGGCAAUGCGGAAAAUUGAAUUUGAGUGGAGGAGUAAAAAAUUUAUUCCUUGAAAAAUUCCAAUUUUCACCUCUUUUUAA